GCGAUAGUUUGAAACACAUGGCCGCUUCAGUGUGUUUACAACUUCUCGUUAUGAGCUAGUGAGCAGAAACAAAGUUCCACAGCAGGACAUUGGCAAGUUUUCGUGGGCUCGUUGUUUUCUCCUUCCUCGCGUGAAGCUCUAGAAGCAUCGAGGAGGAGACUGCUUAAAGCCAAACUGCAAUCAAAACAAGCGGCCAGGCAAACCAUAACGCAGGUGGGUGGGUGCUGUGAUGUCCUCAAACCCCAACAGACUCAACCAUCCGCACUGCAGGAAGAAGCACUAUCCUAGUAGCACUUACCUCACCCACGUCUGACAGCCAACCACUGGACACAGGUCACUUGAACACUAAGUGGAGAAUUUGAUUGAGGAGAUUAAGCAAGCAAAGUUAUGUCUGAUUCAGCUGGAGGUGGUGAAAGUGGAGGUGUGACAGGUAUAGGGCAGGACGCUGAAGCAGAUAGCGAACCCCCUCAACAGGUCCCACCCAUACUUCCUGAAUCAGAUUGUGUAGAAGUAGGGGAGACCACAGAAGAAGGGGCCCCACCGUCUGCCAAGCGGUCCAGAAUGAGUGAAGAGGACCAGGUGCUGGUUGAGGAGCCUGUAAAAAUCCAGGAAGAAAUGCCAGCACAGGCUGCAGACUUGUUACAGGAAAACCCCACCCCAUCUCCACAAAGAACAUGGCCUCUUCAGUGUGAGGAGGAAAAUCAAGGAGGUGAAGAAUUAAGUGUCCUUGAUAAAGGUGUAGCUGAAUGCCAUCAGAAUGGAGAUGGAGGUCAUGAUGUCCCUGAUAAAGAAGCGUUGAAACCAGAGGAUGAGCACAACGGUGACAGAUCUGCAGACAGUCCCAGUGUCGGGCAACACCUUAGCUUGGAUUUUACCCAGAACCCCCAGAUGUUGACUGGAUCAUGGACGGAGUACUCCAACUUCCAAGAAAAUUACCUUAAAGGCUGCAAAUGGGCCCCUGAUGGUUCCUGUAUCCUGACCAACAGUGCAGACAAUGUACUGCGUGUGUACAAUCUCCCUCCUGAGAUUUACAGCAACAACUGGGACUUGAUUCCUGAAAUGAAUCCGGUGCUGAGGAUGGCUGAAGGAGACACCAUCUACGAUUACUGCUGGUUCCCAAAGAUGAACUCGUUGGAGCCGGACACAUGCUUUCUUGCCAGCAGUAGCCGUGACAACCCAGUGCACGUGUGGGAUGCGUUUUACGGGGAGGUGCGAGCCAGUUUCCGACCCUACAAUCACCUGGAUGAGCUGACAGCAGCUCACUCGCUCUGCUUUUCGCCGGAUGGAGCGCAGCUCUACUGCGGCUUCGAUAAAACGGUCAGGGUCUUCCACACCGAACGCCCCGGAAGAGACUGCGAGGAGCGGCCAACUGUAGUGAAGAAGCAGGGCCAGAGUGGCAUCAUCUCCUGCUUCGCUUUCAGCCCUUGUCAAUCUGUGUACGCCUGCGGCUCAUACUCCCGCUGCGCCGGCCUCUACUCCUGUCAGGAUGGCACCCUGCUGGCUCUGCUGCCGACCCGCCACCACGGAGGCCUCACCCAUCUGCUCUUCUCCCCUGAUGGUAACUACCUGUACACCGGCGGGCGCAAGGAUCCAGAGAUCCUGUGCUGGGACCUGAGAGACCCGGGAAAAGUAGUAUUUUCUCUAACGAGGAAUGUGGCCACUAACCAGCGCAUCUACUUCGACCUGGACCAGUCAGGCAGAUACCUGCUGAGUGGCAACACAGAGGGAGUGGUAUCAGUUUGGGAUACUCAAACAGCUCCUCCUGAUGGGAACGAAGAACUCCUACAACCUCAGCUGAAGUUCAAGGCCCACUGGGACUGCACCAAUGGCAUCAGCAUUCAUCCCUUCAUGCCGCUGCUGGCGACAUCCAGCGGCCAGCGGCAGUUCCCGUGGCCCGGCGACAGCGAGGGUGACUCGGCCUCUGACACAGAGGGAGGCGGAGCUGUGAUGUCACAGCAGGAGAACCAGCAAGACAACGCCCUGACUCUGUGGUGGGCCGGACCGCUCGGCCCUCCAGCCGAGGAGAACCAAAACCAGAAGGCAGCUGUGCCAGAGGCCUGAGACUGUUCGUUCAGCCAGCUCACACAAACUGAGUUACACCUGACAUGCCAUAUCUGUUUUUGGGGGGACGUUUGCAUUAACUUAAUUAUUGUCUUAUUGUCUUUGCCAUCAGACACAUGAUGGGAAAAACAUUACUGGAUCAUUUGUAAACAGUCUGUUUACAGUUUUUAGAUUUGACUUUGAUAUCACCUGUCCCAGACGCAAUGCUCUGAAUUCCAGCAUUAACAUGUGGAAGCCUUCCACGCAGGCUCGGUACAUAACAGACCUUCAGGGCUGAAGUCCUUACUCGGGUUGUGAUAAGAGGCUGGUAAGAAGUGGAUUAGAAACCAGUACUUACAAUUUUAGUUGUGUAAUUGGCGAGUAUUUGUUUUUAGAACCCAGUCUAGAUUUAAUGAAGUGUUACAAAUCUCUUGUUUACCUUUUAUUUUAUUUCAGUAAUCCAUUUCCAGCCUUUGACUGUAUUGUGAAGCAGCUUAGUGUCCAUCCACUGAUCUGAGUUGUAACUGGGGGAGUGUUUGUUUGUGUGUGUUUGGCUGUAAUGCUGCCCUGGAGAUUUCUCUCUGCUAUAGUAACUGUAAGUGCCAUUUGUGUCUUGAGCUUUGCUUUUGUAAACCGAGCAAUCUCCUGUUUUUACCUUUUGUCUUUAAAUGUAACUGAUGCACCAAGUUGCGUCGCUCUGUGCGAGACCACAAAUGUAUAUUUUUGUAAAGCCAUGAUGAUUCUUUGAAUGUACUCUCUAUAAGCAGCUAGCUUAACGUCGUUCCAGUUGGUAAAAGUCUUUCAUUUUUGGGUGUACCUGGUGAACGAGUUUCUGUUUUGGUUUUGUUUUGUCUUUUCUACCAGUUGUGGUCGGAUUACAUUUGUACUUGGGUGUAAAUAGUGAUGCAGCAGCACAAAACACAUCAUGUCUAAGGAUCUGCUUUAGGACUGCAAUGAUUCUCUUAAUGCUUUUGUUGCCAAUGGUGGGCGUUUGCUUUGCUGUAGAGCAUCUUUGCAGGUUUUGUUAGAGGCUUUCCACGCUCCAGUGCAAGCCCUUGUAUCUUUAGACAGAGAAAUGAAUCAGUUUACACUUCUUGGAACACAAAUCUGUUGCCAAGCAAUAGUAGCUAUAAUUUUAUGAUCUAUUAUUACACGAUACAACACAUAUUUCUGGCUUGUUGAGAAGCAUUAGGACCCUUCAGGCCUUGAAGAUGCCAAAUAAGUCUCUAGAUAAAUGUCUGUCCAUAACGGAGGUGGUGGCUGGUUCGAAUUAAAAUCAUAUCUCAACAAAUUCAUGGAUAUUUUCUUUUUGUAUCUUCUGUUAAAGGUACUUUAGAGUUCCUUGAUGAAUGCAAGAUGAUGUUACUACUGAGUCAAGAGGCAGCUCUUAAAGCCUAAAGGGACUUUGGCUUAUGAGGUGGAAACUAUUCAUAGGUUUCACCUUUCCCCACACAUAUUCUGUUUGAAAGCACACUCAUGUAUUUGAUUGUCUGACACCACAGGGACACGUCGAGCAGAGAGCCAAGUUGGAGAGCUGCGCUGUUGUGUUGUGCGGGUUGCUUAGCAACCAUCUUCGCCUUGGGAAAGGAAAGUAGGUAGAGAGACGACAAGACUGAAAAUUGGGGGCACACAAAAAGAGAAAAAUGCCAAGCAAGUGUAAUAAAUAAUCCAGUGGUGUAAUGAUUGCUGCUGCCUUUCUUUGAUGUUCUGGACUGACACUACCGGAGAAUAAAGUGUGUGUGCAUGUAAUGUAAUGGUACUUAUCACUUCUGGGUGUCUAUUAGCAGCAUAAAGCAGUAAUGAUGUGAAGAUCCAGAAGGUUGAAUCAGUUCAGUCCAUAAAUAAAAAGUAAAAUAGAUGCAUGAAAGAUGUUCAACAUGUCUGAGUAAAGAGGUGGAAUAUGCUCAGAAUAAUGAAUUAAUGAAGUCACAUUUUAAAAAGCUGCUUUGGAUAAAUGUUUUCUGUACAGUGUGAAAAGGGCAUCACGCAGACCUAUUUUAUCUCAGUCAGCCUUUUUUUUUUUUUUAACUUUCAAAAUAAAUUUUAUUACUGA
This is a messenger RNA of Melanotaenia boesemani (Boeseman's rainbowfish), 4093 nucleotides long. It is a transcript of the gene wrap53, whose product is annotated as WD repeat containing, antisense to TP53. The record is from RefSeq and is a predicted model, not a curated record. The coding region runs from base 388 to 2061 and encodes 557 amino acids. Gene Ontology annotation, molecular function: protein binding; RNA binding. Gene Ontology annotation, biological process: Cajal body organization. NCBI's taxonomy places the organism in Eukaryota, Metazoa, Chordata, Actinopteri, Atheriniformes, Melanotaeniidae. The transcript is spliced from 11 exons. Gene Ontology annotation, cellular component: Cajal body.